This is a messenger RNA of Mitosporidium daphniae, 984 nucleotides long. Its product is annotated as putative nucleosome assembly protein I. The record is from RefSeq and is a predicted model, not a curated record. Gene Ontology annotation, biological process: nucleosome assembly. The transcript is spliced from 2 exons. Lineage: Eukaryota; Fungi; Microsporidia. The coding region runs from base 1 to 984 and encodes 327 amino acids. Gene Ontology annotation, cellular component: nucleus; chromatin. Gene Ontology annotation, molecular function: chromatin binding; histone binding.
AUGGGCAUGAAGGAGGUCCCUUCCAAUCUUCGCCCCCAAGUUAAAAGCCUACUUACGGUGCAGGACAAGCAUAAUGUCCUGCAGGCCGAAUUUAAUAAGAAGGUUCUUGAGCUUGAAGUCGAAUAUGAGGCCAAAUUUGCGCCCCUAUAUGAAGAGCGUGCCACCAUUGUCAAGGGCUCCGCAUGUGAAGAGGGUGUAUCCUCCUUUUGGCUUACCGCGCUUAAAAAUAACUAUAUGGUCAGUGAGAUGAUUACGGACACAGACGAGCCCGCUCUUUCUUUCCUUAACGAUAUCCAAUACACUCGUUUGGAAGAUAACCACUCGUUUAAACUUGAAUUUUUCUUCAACAAAAAUACAUUUUUCACCAACGCCAUUUUGACGAAGACCUUCUAUUUCACAAAAUGCUGCGAUGACGACGAGAAAGAUUCCUGUUGCGAUUCUGCGUGUGAUGCUGACUCUUCUAGUAAUCACGAGGAGCUUUAUAGAUUUGAUCGAAUGGAAGGCACCACCAUUGAUUGGUUGCCUGGAUCAAACCUUACCGUGAAGAUGGUCAAAAGAACCCAGCGCCAUAAGACAAAGAACAUUACGCGUGUAGUUGAAAGAGAGGAGCGAGUAAAUUCCUUUUUCUUGUUUUUUGAUGCGCCUUGCAAAAUCUCCUCAAAGGGCGGCGAUAAGGACGAAGCUACGUCUGAUGAUGAGGAUGAUGACGGCGAGGUUAGCGACGAAGUUGCCAUCCAUCUUGAGAUCGGUGACGUUAUUCGCAGCAAGAUCAUUCCGGAUGCCGUCAACUGGUAUUUGGGUAUUGCCGAUGACGAGACGGCUCCAUUCGACGAUGAAGAAGAUAUGAGCGACUACAACGAGGAGGGCGAUGAUAAUCUUUCUGACGCUGCUGAGGACGACGACGAUGAAGAGCGGCUGUAUUCGCGCCGUAUCGGUGGAGCCCGCUCGCACCAGUCUGCAAAUCAGAAUUGCAAGCAGCAGUAA